AUGUUGAGAGUUGCCGCAAAGAUGAAGCAGAUGAAGAUUGUGACGAUAGAGAUCACAAUGAAGUUGUUGUUGUCUGAUUUGCAGUUUUUUGAAUUCAAGAAGAUGAUGCAGAGUGAAGGUAUAGGUGCCGUUCUGACGAAGGUUGAAGGUGCAAGGGUGAUGAUGAUAAUGGUUCAAGUGUUGCAGUUCGGUUGCAGAGAUGGAGAUGAGAGGAUUUUCUGUGGAGUUUUGGAAGAUGAAGAUGAAGAUGAGAGAAGAAGAGAAAAUUUCUGUAAUUUUUUGGAUGUGAUUCUUCUGAUUGUUGAGGAAUGA
Vicia faba (fava bean) is the source of this 312-nucleotide messenger RNA. The record is from the annotation of a GenBank genome assembly. Lineage: Eukaryota; Viridiplantae; Streptophyta; Magnoliopsida; Fabales; Fabaceae.